Molecule: messenger RNA, 847 nt
Organism: Castor canadensis (American beaver)
Lineage: Eukaryota; Metazoa; Chordata; Mammalia; Rodentia; Castoridae
Gene: Phf5a
Product: PHD finger protein 5A
Biological process (GO): mRNA splicing, via spliceosome
Source: RefSeq, a predicted model, not a curated record
GAGCGGAAGUUCCUGGAGCUUCCGGUAGCCGGCUGGUGUAGAAGUUAUGGCUAAACAUCAUCCAGAUUUGAUCUUCUGCCGCAAGCAGGCUGGUGUUGCCAUCGGAAGACUGUGUGAAAAAUGUGAUGGCAAGUGCGUGAUCUGUGACUCGUAUGUGCGUCCCUGCACCCUGGUACGCAUAUGUGAUGAAUGUAAUUAUGGAUCUUACCAGGGCCGCUGUGUGAUCUGUGGAGGCCCUGGAGUCUCUGAUGCCUAUUAUUGUAAAGAGUGUACCAUCCAGGAGAAGGAUAGGGACGGUUGCCCAAAGAUUGUCAAUUUGGGGAGCUCUAAGACAGAUCUAUUCUACGAACGCAAAAAAUACGGAUUCAAGAAGAGGUGAUUGGUGGGUGGUCCCUUCCUCCCCCCAUCGAGCUGCUGCAGCCGCCAGAAAAGAUGUCUACUACUACCAGCAGAAAGGGAGCAGGGCAUCCCCAGACUGCCUGCUAUUGCAUUGAUACCUUUCCACCCUUUCCUUCCCUCACCCAGACAGGUGGGGAUGGAAAAGAUCCCUCAGAGAGCACUCUGGCAGACUAUAAAAUGUAUUGGUUAGCUCAUGGGAAUAAUAUCUUUCAGUCUUCUGUCUGAGAAACUAACUAUGAAGCUACCCCAGUGAAAAGUGUGUUCUUGCAGCAGCUCUGAUGGCAGUUGUCCUUGAUGACCCCUAAGGUGUGGCGGGAGCCAUCAGAACAAUAAAUGUGAUGUGAGCAGUUAGUCUUGGAGCGCUUACCAGGUGGUGCUGGUUUCUUUUCUUUUUUUUUUUUCUGAGAAAUUGGAAACCCUUUCUGUUGCUAUUGUUUUAAUAAAGUUG